This is a messenger RNA of Salvia hispanica, 1728 nucleotides long. RefSeq names its product protein IQ-DOMAIN 5-like. Lineage: Eukaryota; Viridiplantae; Streptophyta; Magnoliopsida; Lamiales; Lamiaceae. The record is from RefSeq and is a predicted model, not a curated record. Gene Ontology annotation, molecular function: protein binding.
UUCCAAAUUUGGAUUUCAGAUCUGUUAAUUCAACACUCAUUUCACCAUGUUUUCGCCGUAAUUUCUCCUUCAUUCUAACUCCUGCCCGAUUCCGUGCUUCGCUACAAAGUGGAGAUGGGGAAGUGGUUUUCACGGAAGUGGCAAAUUAUGAUCUUCCUAUAACUUCCUUGUACCAGGACUGACAGAAAUGGGUGCACCAAAGAAAUGGAUCAGAACACUGCUUGGUUUGAAGAAAUCUGCUAAAUCACAAUCUUUCGAGGCUGAUGAAAAUAGAUCUGGGAGUACUGGCAAAAGUUGCCACCAAAGAAAACACUCCAUUGAGAUUGAUAGUCAUGUACUUGAAAAUAAGUUCAAUCAAAAUGGGGUCACAUCAAUUGAUGAAACCAAAGCAACGAAUUUCCAGUCGGUCUCAGAAUCAGCUAGCUCCCCGUCUACUUCACUUCAGGUUCAAAAUAUGCCUCAAAUUCAACAGAAUAUUGGAGAAGAAUGGGCAGCAAUACGCAUCCAGACAGCCUUUAAAGGAUUUCUGGCAAGACGAGCUUUGCGUGCUUUGAAAGGAUUAGUGAGGCUUCAAGCUCUUGUCAGGGGUCAUGCUGUAAGAAAGCAAGCUGCCAUUACACUCCGAUGCAUGCAAGCUUUAGUCAGAGUUCAAGCUCGUGUCCGAGCUAGGCGUGUUCGCAUCGCAUUAGAGACUCAGACAGUGCAGCAGAAACUCCAGCAACAAUUUGAACACGAGGCUCAUGUUAAAGAAAUUGAAGAAGGGUGGUGUGAUAGUGUUGGAUCUGUUGAACAAAUUCAAGCCAAGUUGUUGAAAAGGAAGGAAGCAGCUGCAAAACGUGAAAGAGCAAUGGCCUAUGCUUUAGCUAACCAGUGGCAAGCCGGGUCAAGACAGAACGUUACACAUUCUGGCUUUGAACCUGAUAAAAGCAACUGGGGCUGGAAUUGGUUAGAGAGAUGGAUGGCCGUGCGCCCAUGGGAAAACCGGUUUCUAGAUAUUAAUCUCAAAGAUGGUGUCAAUAUUUCUGAGGAUGGACCGGCCGAUAUGAAGAAUGCAGCUGCAACUCAAUUCAAUUCCACAGGAAAGAAACUUGCUAAUGGGAAGGAUCAUUCACGUUCAAGUAAUAACACCAUUUUUUCCAAUGAAAAAAGAGCUGCUUCCAACUCCGAAGGCUGCAGUUCUUCACCCAACAAGUCACUCAAUGUGCAAGAAACAGCAGUCUCACUUUCCUCCGCACCUAAAACAGUUGUUGAAGACUUGGUUGAGGAAGCCACAUCAUCACAUAAGGUUGUUUCUAGAUCACAUAGUAAUCCUAAAGAGAGGCUCACUCACACGGAUAGACAAGGAAAGAAGCGGUUAUCUCUCCCUGCUAGUGGACUGGGGCAAGCGGCCCAACCAGUAAAGUCACUCAAUAAAACUAGUGUUAGAAGGUCCCCUAGUGCCACCAACCCCGUAAAGGACAAAGUCAAGCCGAACGGGCUUGAUGCCAAGUCCUCUAAACUUAGGCGACAAAGUGAUCAUUAGGAAUGGCACAAGUUCCUCAAGCAGCUACUGCUGCUGUAGAUUCUAUGUAAAGAGCACAUUUCUUGUUAUGAGUGAGAGAUUUGUUGCAGAAUAAGAAUGUAGUGUCACUGUUUAGCGGAAAAUGUGUAUUUAUUGGUUAAUUAGCAUUGUUUACGGCUGCAUCGUUGUUUGUUUCUGUCAAUAGAUCGAUUGCUGUUGCCUUUGCC